Sesamum indicum (sesame) is the source of this 2535-nucleotide messenger RNA. It is a transcript of the gene KUP7, whose product is annotated as K+ uptake permease 7. Gene Ontology annotation, biological process: potassium ion transmembrane transport. Gene Ontology annotation, cellular component: plant-type vacuole; vacuolar membrane. Gene Ontology annotation, molecular function: potassium ion transmembrane transporter activity. Lineage: Eukaryota; Viridiplantae; Streptophyta; Magnoliopsida; Lamiales; Pedaliaceae. The record is from RefSeq and is a predicted model, not a curated record.
AUGACGGAGGAGGGAUCGGAGAGGGAGAAUGGGGGGCUAGGGUCGAUGGACUCGAUGGAGUCCCGCUGGGUGUAUCAAGAUGAGGAGGGGUCUGAGAUCGACAACGAUGGAAAUGACCAACGUGGCGUCGGUGGCAACGAGUCGCCGCAGCGGGAUUCCGAAGACGAGGAUAAUGCGGAGCAGAGGUUGAUUCGCACGGGGCCGCGGAUUGAUUCGUUUGAUGUUGAAGCGCUUGAAGUUCCCGGCGCCCAGAGAAGUGAUUUUGAGGACAUCAGUUUAGGCAGGAGAAUCAUACUGGCCUUUCAGACACUUGGAGUCGUUUUUGGUGAUGUGGGGACUAGUCCGUUAUAUACUUUUAGUGUGAUGUUCAGCAAGGCACCAGUUAAUGAGAACGAAGAUGUUCUUGGUGCAUUAUCCUUAGUUUUGUACACCUUAAUUCUGAUUUCACUGAUCAAGUAUGUACUUAUUGUUCUUUGGGCAAAUGACGAUGGUGAAGGUGGUACAUUUGCUCUGUACUCUUUGAUUUGUAGGCAUGCUAAAGUUAGUCUGCUGCCCAACCAACUGCCUUCAGAUGCUCGCAUAUCAAGCUUCAGACUUAAGGUGCCAUCAGCUGAACUUGAGAGGUCCUUGAAAAUAAAGGAGAGACUUGAAGCUUCUUUGACACUCAAGAGGCUUCUUCUGAUGUUGGUUCUUGCUGGUACUUCUAUGGUGAUAGCUGAUGGUGUUGUUACACCAGCUAUGUCAGUUAUAUCUGCUGUUGGCGGCCUGAAAGUUGGAGUUUCCAUCGAGCAAGAUCAUGUGGUGAUGAUCUCGGUUGCUUUUCUUAUAAUUUUGUUCAGCGUACAGAAGUAUGGAACGAGUAAAGUGGGGAUUGUGGUUGGUCCAGCUUUGUUUAUAUGGUUUUGUUCUCUUGGGGGUAUUGGCAUAUACAACCUUGUCAAAUAUGAUACUAGUGUUCUGCGGGCAUUUAAUCCAAUUCAUAUCUACUAUUUCUUCAAGCGCAAUUCAACCAAGGCUUGGUAUUCACUAGGGGGCUGUCUUCUUUGUGCAACAGGUUCCGAGGCAAUGUUUGCAGAUCUUUGCUAUUUUUCUGUAAGAUCAGUGCAGCUUACGUUUGUGUUGCUUGUAUUACCUUGCCUCCUCUUGGGUUACCUGGGUCAAGCCGCUUAUCUCAUGGAGAACCAUGCUGAUACAACACAGGCUUUCUUUUCUUCUGUUCCAAGUGGGGCUUUCUGGCCUGUCUUCCUCAUAGCUAAUGUAGCUGCAUUGAUCGCUAGUAGGGCUAUGACGACAGCGACAUUCUCUUGUAUAAAACAAUCCACAGCACUUGGUUGCUUUCCUCGUCUUAAAAUUAUUCAUACCUCGAGGAAAUUCAUGGGACAAAUCUAUAUUCCAGCGAUGAAUUGGUUUCUACUGGCUCUGACUCUGAUUUUAGUCUGCAAUAUCUCAAGUAUUUAUGAGAUUGGAAAUGCAUAUGGCAUUGCUGAACUUGGAGUCAUGAUGAUGACUACAAUCUUGGUAACCCUUGUGAUGAUUCUUAUAUGGCAGAUAAAUAUUAUCAUUGUGCUGAGUUUUGCUACAAUUUUCUUGGGGUUGGAGUUGACUUUCUUUUCUUCAAUUUUGUGGAGUGUGGGGGAUGGAAGUUGGAUCAUACUGGUGUUUGCUAUUUUCAUAUUUCUAAUAAUGUACAUCUGGAACUAUGGGAGCAAGCUAAAGUAUGAAACAGAGGUGAAGCAAAAGAUGUCAAUGGAUGUGCUGCGCGAACUAGGUCCCGAGUUAGGAACUGUUAGAGCUCCUGGCAUUGGGUUGCUCUAUAAUGAACUGGCAAAGGGGGUACCUGCUAUAUUCGGCCAUUUCUUAACCACUCUACCAGCUGUGCAUUCAAUGAUUAUAUUUGUUUGUAUAAAGUAUGUUCCUGUAUCUGUUGUGCCUCAAAGUGAAAGGUUUCUGUUUAGGCGAGUCUGUGCCAAAAGCUACCAUAUAUUUCGUUGUGUUGCCAGAUAUGGCUACAAGGAUGUCCGCAAGGAAAACCACCAGACCUUUGAGCAAUUGCUGAUCGAGAGUCUUGAGAAGUUCAUUCGCCGGGAAGCUCAGGAAAGGUCCCUGGAGAGUGAUGGUGACGAGGAUUCGGAUUCUGAAGAAGAGCAUGCUGUCUCUAGAAUUCUAAUAGCUCCCAACGGGAGUGUCUAUUCACUGGGUGUCCCACUCCUGACCGAGUUUAAGGAUACAAGCAAGUUCAUUUUAGAAGCUAGCACAUCAGAAGAGAAGCCAGAGCCUUCCACUGAUCAAAUUGCUGUUGAUGCUGAGCAAAGUCUUGAAAAGGAGCUAUCCUUCUUACGCAAGGCAAAGGAGUCUGGUGUUGUAUAUCUUCUUGGCCAUGGAGAUAUUAGGGCAAGGAAGGAAUCGUGGUUUAUCAAAAAGCUUGUCAUUAAUUAUUUCUAUGCUUUCUUAAGAAAGAACUGCAGGAGGGGGACUGCAAAUUUGAGUGUUCCGCACUCGCAUCUGAUACAGGUGGGCAUGACAUACAUGGUCUGA